This is a messenger RNA of Portunus trituberculatus (swimming crab), 1072 nucleotides long. RefSeq lists its product as uncharacterized. The record is from RefSeq and is a predicted model, not a curated record. Lineage: Eukaryota; Metazoa; Arthropoda; Malacostraca; Decapoda; Portunidae. The coding region runs from base 241 to 672 and encodes 143 amino acids. The transcript is spliced from 4 exons.
CAUCAGGGAGGAAGGCCCACGAUCUAGGUGGCUGCAGCAGAGCUACCAGCAGCUGCAGGAACACCGCCGUGGGGAACAAUCUCGUUUCCAGCAAACCGAAACAGCAGCAAGGUGUUGGAGAGCGCUGAGUUAGGGGGGGGGGAGACGAGAACCAAAGCAAGCUCAGGACUUCAGAACACCAGCUAGAUCAUUCUUGACCCAGGCACCACGCCACCACGCUACCACCGACCCCUCGAGCCUAUGCAGUCCAGUGUCCGUCUGUGUCUUAUCGUGGGCGUGACGUGCAGCAACGGCGGUAAUAGUAACGGGAAGCUUGAUUUACGUGAUAGAGGUUUUUCGUGCGACGGGGUGACGUGCCGCUGCUGUGAGGUUAGCGGACCACACCACACCACACCACCCCACCUCAUCCCACCCCACCCCACCCCACAGCACAGCACAGCACAGCGGAAAGGAAUUGACGAUCCAAAGGUCCGACUCCACAGCGGUAAUAGAGCCUCGUGUACCAUGCACUACGCCUUCCCUUACAACGCCCACUACCAACACCUCUGCCUCCGCCACCGUCGCAAGAUCAGGGAAGGACUCUGGCUUGCAUCGCGCACUGUAAUGACUGCUGCUGCUGCUGCUGCUGGUGCUAAGGGAGACUGCAGUGCUUCCAAUUUAGGGAGUUGGUGAUCCAAAGGCCGUGACUGCAGCGAUCCCGUGCGUCCUGCACCAUCAGGGAAGGACUCCGGCUUCGCACUGCGCCUCCACUGACCUUCUCCCCAUCACCCUGCCAACUCCGGCGUCCUCCCCCGCUACCGCUACUCGGCGGAUGGGUUCCGCCUCGCAUUGGGCCUUCACUGCAGUCCCGCUAACACGUGCCGCCGUCGCCGCUACUGGCACUGAGGGACUUCGCCUCGCAGCGGCCUGGCAAACACCUGCAACAUACCACUACCGCCGCUGCCGUCCAGUGAGAUUCAUCGCAGACAUCCUGCCAUUCAACGCCUGCUGCCACCACCUCCUCUACCUCCUUAUGGUCUUGUCACUGUACUUGGAGCUGUUGUCAUGAUUUUAUAAUAAAUUGUGAAGAAUU